Messenger RNA from Acanthopagrus latus (yellowfin seabream), 3436 nucleotides. It is a transcript of the gene plppr1, whose product is annotated as phospholipid phosphatase related 1. Bases 353 to 1300 code for a protein of 315 amino acids. Gene Ontology annotation, biological process: signal transduction; phospholipid dephosphorylation; phospholipid metabolic process. The transcript has 8 exons. Lineage: Eukaryota; Metazoa; Chordata; Actinopteri; Spariformes; Sparidae. The record is from RefSeq and is a predicted model, not a curated record. Gene Ontology annotation, molecular function: phosphatidate phosphatase activity.
AGACGGCCGCCUCGCUUGUAACACACGGUCCCUACACAGGAUCCAGCACGUCUCCAGAGGACCCGGCUACGCGUCUUGUCCCCGCCCCCCGACGAGGCACAGCAUCCAUCCUCACGCGCUCACACGCUGCGUGAUCCCCAUCACAACCCGACGGAGAGCGAGGCAGCGCGCGGCGGCUUGGCUCGGCCGAUGGAGUAGUAGUACUAGUAGUAGUGGGAGAGCUGCUCACGGCGUCCUUUCUCCUCUUUCUCUCCCUUUAAUGGAUUCGCCUUUUCUCUGGAAUAUUGCUUCAUCCCAUCGCGAGUGAGCUGCCGUGAAUCCUGAGAGGAGAAGUCUCCCGACAGGAGACAAGAUGGCGUCCAACAACACCCUGCGCAGCUACUCCAUCAUACCAUGUUUCAUCUUCGUAGAGCUCGUCAUCAUGUCCGGCACGGUGUUGUUGGCCUACUACAUGGAGUGCACGGACCUGUUCAGCGUGCACGUGCAGGGCUUCUUCUGCAACGACGCCGAGCUGAUGAAGCCGUACCCCGGCACAGACGAGUCCAGCUUCGUCCCCCCGCUCAUCCUGUACUGCGUGGUGGCUGCUGCUCCCACAGCUAUCAUUUUCAUCGGCGAGGUGUCCAUGUACGUGAUGAAGUCGACGAGGGAAGCUCUCCUGGCCCAGGAGAAAACCAUCGUGACAGGAGACUGUUGUUACCUCAACCCCCUUGUCCGUCGCAUCAUACGCUUCAUAGGUGUGUUUGCAUUCGGCCUGUUCGCGACGGACAUCUUCGUCAACGCAGGCCAGGUGGUGACGGGGGGUCUCUCGCCCUACUUCCUGUCCGUCUGCAAGCCCAACUACACCGGCACCGAGUGUCGCUUCAAUCACCAGUUUAUUGUCAACGGCAACAUCUGCACGGGGAACCCCAUCAUCGUGGAGAACGCGCGCCGGUCGUUCCCUUCCAAGGACGCUUCGCUAAGUGUCUACUCGGCUGUUUAUCUGACGAUGUACAUCACCAGCACCAUCAAGACCAAGUCCAGCCGCCUGGCCAAGCCCGUGCUCUGUCUGGGCACGCUCUGUUCAGCCUUUCUCACCGGCCUCAACCGAGUCUCGGAGUACCGAAACCAUUGCUCGGACGUGGUGGCUGGAUUCAUACUGGGAUCAGCGGUUGCUCUCUUUCUGGGCGUGUGUGUUGUGAACAACUUCAAAGGCGUCCACAGUGCAGCAGCCAAGCAGAAAACUGAAGACUACCGCGGACUGCCUCUGAUGACUUUCCCACGUGUAGAGAGCCCUCUGGAGACUCUCAGCGCACAGCAUUGACAUUAUGUUCAGAAGAACAUACAGGCAUGACAUUUUGCACUACACCCCUGUCCUCCGUACCCAGUGCACAGAAACAUUUAGAGAACCUCACACAGAGCACUCCUGAUAUGGGCUGACAUUGAUUUAUUUUACCUUUACCUUUUCAUUUCCACACCUUUUCCCUUUCCUGUCCCUUUUUCUUUCCUUUCCUACCACUCUUUUCCAUCCCCCCUCCCACGUCCAAUUUCAGAACCACUCGGCGUCGAUGACGGAGGUCACAUGACUAAGGGGGCAGCACCGGGUCACGUUUGCGUCUCCACAGCACUUCCAGACACAAUGACGAGGACGCAUGCCACGUGGCUCCGAUUGCUUAAUAAAAAAACACUCCUGAUAUAUCUGUUUGAUUCACCAAGGGGACAAAAUACAACAUGUUUCUAAUGGUUCUCACCUAGUUGGGCCAUGCUCAAUCCAACCGGCCAAGGCACACAGAUCGCACCAGUGGCAAAACUAUCACAAGGCAACCUUAAGCACAGAUUGUUUUUUUCAGAUUCUUGAAACCAUUUGAAACAUGGGACAUUUUUUUCCCUCCAAGGUGUGCUGUUUGUAGUUAGAGGACGGUGUUUUGUACAUUUUGUAUGAGCGAGUGCUGUAGCCUACCCUGACAGUGUUAAACGUGCACACUUCCUGUCAGCUGACUCACUCUGUUUUACAUCACAUCCUGUCAGGUGACUUGCCUCGUCGAUCACCACAUCUAUCCUCCCUCAGUCUGAAAAAUCUGCUAUGGAAAAAAAUAUUGAUGUUGUUGUUCUGUGAUGUUUGUCAUUUGUACAGAUAAAAAAGAAAGAAUCCUUCUUUUUAUUAUCUCUUUCUGUACAUUAAUUGACCAUGUCAGGUCAUAUUUUGUAAAGAUUUUUGUCAAUCUGUAUGACUAUUAUGAUCCAUUUGGACCUGUUUGCCUGCUGUAAACCUGGAUAUGUUUUGGUAUCAGUUUAGGUGUUUCGGGGAACGACCUCGCUUCCCUUUGGAGGAAACGACAAGGAAGAGUCAGUAACAUCCUCCAAGUCAGAAAACGGUGUUUGGCACUUGCGGUGCCAACUUGUCAACCACAAUGAAAAUGUCCAGCCCAGUCACCAAGUUAAAAUGUUGGCAAUUAAAGUUUCUGCAAACCACUGACAUGUUCACAUUUGAAUGUGUUACAGGCUGUGUGUCAUAUCAUGUUCACGUUACAUGUUUAUGGCCUAACUUUCAUAUCCAGAGGUGGAGGGGAUGAUGGGGGUAAAACAGGCGACUGCAGCUCAAGACUGCGUUUCAACAUUUGUAUUUUUGACGAGAGGUUGGGACAUUUCCAGCCUCGUUUGUGGUGACAACAUGUAUUGUAAGCCCAAACAUGAUAUUUUCCUAACCCUAACCUAUUGGUUUGUGUGCCUCAACCUAUCCAUAUCAUAAGCACAGCAUUGGCACAAGAUGGAAUUGAACCUAUAAAAAGGCAAAGUUGCAAGAUAAAGAAAUGUUAGUCUGUGGUUUACAGAACAAACGCUUCCAACAAUUUCUCUGACGACUGGGUUGAGAAAUUACAUAUGACUGGUUGAAAUUUUGUACGAGUGUGUUUCAUCCCGGUUUUCCUGGUUCAGUGUGACGUUAAUGAGGAUUUUCCUGCAGAGAGGUCUUGUGGGGCUAGCCUGUGCCAGAUCUACUUGAAGAUUUCACUGGUACGACUUUACAAUUAAAUUUAAACUGAAAAUCCCAAUGGAAAGCGUCUAUAUAUAAUACAUGGGAAAAAGGAAAAAAGAGACAGAAAUGUUCUUUGGAGUGAAACCGAGUGACUUACUUAAGGCCCCUGGCUAGCCCUGUUAAUGGAAACCAGGCUAAUGACUCCUGCUUCACUUUUCCUCCUUGAGGCUCCCCUCCCCCUCCCCGACCCACCAGUGGAUUGUGAUGCAAUGUUGUGACUCCAUUUUCCCAUUGGAAGAUAACGCCCAGCAUGAAGAGAGAAGUCAAGAUGUUUUAUAGAUAUUCUUGAUUUGAACUAUACUCAUUAUCAUUGUGAUUAUACUCGUCUUUUACUUUGAGAACAAAAAAAUAGUGUUUCAUUUGAAAUGCUACAUAUAUAUUUUUUUUUUCUUGGUUUGUCCACAAAUUAAAUAGUCAGUAGCAACA